CAAGAGGAUCCGUUCUCGUUAGUUAUCUAAGCCGGAUCCGGGUCGGACCGUUUGACCCACUAGCCCGUAUAUAAUUUACCGUUAUCGCCAUCUAACCGCCGUUAAUCUCGAAGCCCAGCUACCGUCCGAGCUACUUAUUUGCAUCGUCACUUCGACGGAUUCCCGGCCGAGCCGCCUCCCAUCGGCAUCACCGCGACCACCUCUGUCUUGUAAAUUUUUUAUUUUCAUUUUGUUUUCAGUUUCCCUUGUGCGGAUCAAUCCACACCGGCAGUUAUGGUGGAUUGCGCAUCUUUAGUUAACCACUUCUACGAAUAAAUCUCUCAUUAGGUCAAAUAUCGACUAUCAUUAUACUAAUUGGUGGUGGUGAUAUUAUUAUUGUCACUGUGAAUUAGAAAUUUCAUUUGCACAUGUCAAUCGAUUACACGUUUUGAACUGCGAAUCUGGUUUAUGUUGGUUAUAACUCUUUGUGCUAGUGUGCUGAAAUGAUGUGUAUUGAUAGGAGAAUUUUGAGGGGAAAAGGUUUUAAUGGGACUAACAUCUGAGAGUGAUGCGAAGGAAGCAAUGAAAUUAUGUAUGUUUGAUUUGAGGAGGGGCCAAACGGAAGGGCAGGAGUUGGACAAGAUUCUCUUCUUCUAUCCUGCUGAUUUGCCCAUUACGAAUCAACUCUCGGUUAUUGGCCUCAGCGAAGGAUUGAUUACUUUUACCAGGAUUUUCUCUCCAGAUGCUCCGUGUGAGGUGAUUGAAGCUGAGAAGCAUUGUCAUGUUUUCUAUGAAGUAGAGCCGGAUAUAUGGAUGGUGAUGGUAGUAGAAAAAGAGAAUCCAGAAUCCAUUUGGCGAGUUGAUGCUUUACGGAGUGUUCUUAAAGAAAUCCAUUCUCUUUUUGUGAUGUUUCAUGGGUGUAUUAGGGCACUGGUUGAUAAAGAACCGAGUGGAGGACUUGUUAGAAACCAUUUGUACUAUUUCAUCAUGGACUUUUUAAGUGAUUUUUCCAUCGGGAAGAAACUUCAAUUGCCAAAUUUUCGUGACUCUCUCAAAGAGCAGGGAACGUUGCAGAUGUUAACUGUGGGGCGUGAGGCUGCUAUAGAAGUUCAGUCUCUCGUGACAUUGUUGGAAUCUUGUGUGGGGAGCAGACAAUGCUACUCAAUGACCAUGUUCCAGGAUCUACUUGUCUCCACAAAUCUUUCACCUAUCGACACUCUGAACCUAUUUACUUAUGCUGUCCUAAGGCUAACUCCUAUUGCUCUAUUCCGUGGAGCAAGUGCAUGGUCCUCUUUGCGUAAAACAGACACAGCAUUCAAUACUUAUGCUGGAGCUUUACAAGUUACUUCUAUCUCUGACAUAGACCAAUAUUACAAUUCCUACGAUCCACCCUCUCUAAGAAGGCACAAUUACCCUUUAGUGAGGCCUUUGCAGCAUUCCAAGUGGUCUAAGGGGAAGGAUGGUUUUCUUACCACUGAUAUUUGGGGAACAGAAGUAAAUAGUUUACUGCCUAAGUGCCCAACAAUUUGGCUUCAUCCAACGGAGGAAAAAAUGUUUUUAUUAGCUUAUCAGCAUAGAGGCCUCACUGUUAUACUUCUGGUCCCAGUCUCAUCUGUCAGUGGAGAUCAAGGAAUAUCUAUGCUGAAGCAGCAAAUUAUCGAAAAUGCAUCACUGAAGAUGCUGAAGGUUGAAGAGAAGCUAUCAAGAGGAUGGGGUGGUGAGAAUGCAUAUCAUGUGAGUGGGUAUCGUUAUCUGUUGGUGGAUGGUGAUAGAUAUGUAUCUAGGGCAUCUCCACCUGGAAAAGUAACAACUUUGACAAAGGAAUCAUUAGUUGCACUAAGUAAGCUCCGCGAAGAGGUCGACUUAGAGAAAGCUAGAGCUAAAUGGGAGAACUCAGGUCAUGAAAAGGAUAUAGAGAUAUGCAUUAGAGCCAAAAAUAAUUCUUGGCUCAUUGCCCGGCUCGUUAGAGGAAAGGAACUUUAUAUGGUUCUGGAGAAAGGGAGUGAGACCCUUCUGUUUGCUGCUGAUGCUACUGAGAAGUUCAGUGAGAGGUACUGCAAUGGUGCAUUUUCCUUGGACUAGGCAACAGUUAAGACAGACACAUUCUAUAGAUGAAUGCUUAAUGUAUCAAAAAAGAGAAGUAGAGCUCUAAGAGAUUGAUGUUUGUGUAGUUUAUUAAUCCAUAGAGAAUCUACUUUUAUGAAUAUUUUUCAUUAUCUCCAUUUUCAAGUGAUUUUUUUUGGAUCUGUUAA
Messenger RNA from Salvia splendens (bonfire salvia), 2231 nucleotides. Its product is annotated as vacuolar fusion protein CCZ1 homolog B. The transcript has 9 exons. The coding region runs from base 526 to 2061 and encodes 511 amino acids. Gene Ontology annotation, cellular component: intracellular membrane-bounded organelle; Mon1-Ccz1 complex. The record is from RefSeq and is a predicted model, not a curated record. Lineage: Eukaryota; Viridiplantae; Streptophyta; Magnoliopsida; Lamiales; Lamiaceae. Gene Ontology annotation, biological process: vesicle-mediated transport.